AAAUUUUGCCCAUAAAUACAACCCCCCACCCUCCCUUCUACUCACCCCCACAUUAAUUAUGGGCAGCCUCGGAAGCGACACCACCUGGACCGCCGCCGCCGCCGGUGAUCAGCCAACCGCCGGAAAAGUCAUCACAUGCAAAGCGGCGGUGGCGUACGGACCCGGACAGCCGCUGGUGGUGGAGGACAUCCGGGUCGACCCGCCGCAGAAAAUGGAGGUCCGAAUCCGGAUCCUCUUCACCUCCAUCUGCCACACCGAUGUCAGCGCCUGGCAAGGCGAGAACGAAGCGCAGCAGAAGUACCCGAGAAUUCUGGGCCACGAAGCUUCUGGCGUGGUGGAGAGCGUGGGGGAGGGCGUGGCGGACAUGGCCGCCGGCGACCAUGUCGUGCCGAUCUUCAACGGCGAGUGUCGGAACUGCGCGCACUGCCGUUCCGACAAGACGAAUCUCUGCGCGGUGUACAGGGUGGACCCCUUCAAGUCGACCAUGACCGGCGACGGGCGCUGCCGGUUCUCCGCCGCCAGCGACGGCGCUCCGAUCUACCACUUCCUGAACACGUCGACGUUCAGCGAGUACACCGUCGUCGACGCCGGCUGCGUCGUACGGAUCCCCGCCGCCGCGCCGCUCGAGAAAAUGACGCUUCUAAGCUGUGGGGUCUCCACUGGACUCGGCGCGGUAUGGAACACGGCGAACGUGGCGGCGGGGGCGACGGUGGCGGUGUUUGGGCUGGGAGCGGUGGGGCUGGCGGUUGUAGAAGGGGCCAGGACCCGAGGUGCAUCGAGAAUUAUUGGAGUAGACAUAAACCCACAGAAACGUAUCAAAGGUGAAGCAAUUGGGAUAACAGACUUCAUAAAUCCCAAGGAUUUGGACAACCAGGCCGUACACCAGAAAAUAAGGGAGAUGACGGAAGGAGGCGUUGACUAUAGCUUCGAGUGUGCUGGCAACCUCGACGUUCUACGAGAGGCAUUUUUGUCUACACAUGAUGGUUGGGGCUUAGCCGUAGUUUUAGGUAUACAUCCGACACCAAGAUUGUUGCCAUUGCACCCGAUGGAACUUUUCGAUGGAAGAAGAAUUGUGGGGUCGGUGUUUGGCGAUUUUAAAGGAAAAUCGCAAUUGCCAGGUUUUGCCAAACAGUGCAUGAACGGAGAGGUGAAAUUGGACGAGUUCAUCACUCAUGAGAUGCCGUUUUCGAAGAUUAACGAAGGCUUGCAAUUGUUGGUUGAUGGGAAGUCCUUGAGAUGCCUUCUUCACCUUUGAAAAAUGAACAUUUGAUUUGUAUGCAAUUUCUAUACAUGUGUGUGGCCUUGCGAUGAAUGUCUAGCAUUCGCAGUAUUUCUAUGGUAUGGUAUACGAUAAUACGAUGAAUGUAAGUAUGUCUGUGCGUGUUUGAAAUAAAUUUAAUUUGACGUCUUUUAUCAAAA
Andrographis paniculata is the source of this 1419-nucleotide messenger RNA. RefSeq names its product alcohol dehydrogenase-like 4. Gene Ontology annotation, molecular function: S-(hydroxymethyl)glutathione dehydrogenase [NAD(P)+] activity; zinc ion binding. The transcript has 10 exons. NCBI's taxonomy places the organism in Eukaryota, Viridiplantae, Streptophyta, Magnoliopsida, Lamiales, Acanthaceae. The coding region runs from base 59 to 1255 and encodes 398 amino acids. Gene Ontology annotation, biological process: formaldehyde catabolic process. Gene Ontology annotation, cellular component: cytosol. The record is from RefSeq and is a predicted model, not a curated record.